UGUCUACCUAGUGAACAUUUUUUUUUGAUCCUUGAACUGAAUAAGAGACAACACACGCCACAAAUUUUAACUUAUAUUGUUGACAUACUCCUGUGGCAUUUAUUAUUACGUACAUAUAGCCCAGCACGCAACCAUCCGGCUGCUACGGAAUUGUAAGAAAUCGUCCACAAUUCAUAAAUAAUUGUACCUACAUGACCAAGAUGGCGUCACCAAGGUGGGCUGCAUUGGCGCGGGACACAAACGAGACCAAAGUGAAGCUGGCAUUGAGCAUAGACGGCGGCGACCUACCACCCGACACUCACCCCAGUCUGCUGGAGGCUGCUUCCUCUGGCCAUGCAUCCCAAUCAAGCAGCUCUCAGAAAAUCAGCAUAAACACGGGCAUCGGCUUCUUAGACCAUAUGCUACACGCUUUUGCAAAACACGCUGGCUGGAGUCUUCUGCUCACCUGUCAAGGUGACUUACACAUCGAUGACCACCACACCGCAGAAGAUGUGUGCAUUGCCCUGGGUGACGCUUUCAAGACGGCCCUAGGCAGUGCCGCUGGCAUCGCGCGCUUCGGCUUCGCCUACUGCCCCCUGGAUGAGGCUCUCUCGCGGGCCGUGGUUGACGUCUCGAACCGGCCCUUUGCCGUGGUGGAACUCGGCCUGCGCCGCGAGAAGAUCGGCGACCUGUCUUGCGAGAUGAUCCCGCACUGCAUCAUGAGCUUCGCCACGGCCGCGCGCCUGACCAUCCACGUCGACUGUAUCCGCGGCGAGAAUGACCAUCACCGCGCCGAGAGCGCCUUCAAGGCCCUCGCCGUCGCCGUGCGCACCGCCGUCGGCAAGGUCGCGGGCAGGGAGGGCGAGGUGCCCAGCACCAAGGGCACGUUGAGCGUCUAGGCGGGUCGGCGGGACGCUUGGGAUGGCUGUUGGAGUGGUGUGUCAAUGGCGGGCCUGGCUGCCAGGGCGGUUCUCUCGCCUUGAGGUUGUUGCCGUCGCCCUGAGGCUGACGUGAUUUUCAGCCAACUGGCAUCCUGGCCUCGAUCGUGCUCGUAUCUGUCUUGGGGCAGGGUAGACGGAAUGAAGCGAUAGCCGAUACAACUUUUUGCCGAAUCGUCGAGACAGGAUGGAGAUUGGACAGAACCUCCUCUGCUAGAGCUGAUUGAUCUUGAGAAAACCUCGGGCUGCAGAACCCCUGCUGACACAAUUGUCAUGAUUUUGGCAACACAUGAUGUUGUUAGCUUGCAUGAGCCCACCGAAGCCUAGGAAAUAUUCUGUCCUUGCUGUGUGCGUUCAGCAGUUCCCUGCGGUUUGCACAAAUUCCCUCGUACUUUAUCAACUCCAUUAUGUCAACAACAAUCAGGAUAAAUGUUCUGUUCCCAAUAGAAAAUAGAUAGCCAGCGACAACCACUACAAAUAGAUACUGCGAUUAUCAUCGUAUAAGGUGACAAAUACGAGCCGAUCUGAAGGGAUUGAUAAAGGAAAGCCAAUCGUACAUUUUGAGUCUGGUAGUAGUCUAGCCAAUCAAAUGGUG
Molecule: messenger RNA, 1512 nt
Organism: Pyricularia grisea
Lineage: Eukaryota; Fungi; Ascomycota; Sordariomycetes; Magnaporthales; Pyriculariaceae
Exons: 3
Coding region: 192-878 (228 amino acids)
Biological process (GO): L-histidine biosynthetic process
Molecular function (GO): imidazoleglycerol-phosphate dehydratase activity
Source: RefSeq, a predicted model, not a curated record